Molecule: messenger RNA, 330 nt
Organism: Lathyrus oleraceus (garden pea)
Lineage: Eukaryota; Viridiplantae; Streptophyta; Magnoliopsida; Fabales; Fabaceae
Exons: 1
Coding region: 1-330 (109 amino acids)
Source: RefSeq, a predicted model, not a curated record
AUGUUUCUUCAACUAGCUGACCGUUCUAUUAAAUUUCCAGUAGGUAUGCUAGAGAAUGUUUUCAUCCGUAUAGGUCAAUUCUAUAUUCCUACCGACUUUAUAAUAAUGGACAUAAAGGAGGAUUCAAACAUCCUUAUCAUUUUAGGAAGACCCUUUUUGGCCACUGUUGGAGCUAUCAUAGAUGUGGAGAAAGGAAAGCUAACCUUUGAGGUUGGUGAAGAAAAAGUUGAAUUUAUUCUAUCACGGUUCUUAAAGGCACCAGUUAUAGAAUAUUCGUGUUGUUUUAUAGACGUCAUCGACGAAUGCAUUAGAGAAAUGGAGAUGGAAUGA